Molecule: messenger RNA, 2295 nt
Organism: Tigriopus californicus
Lineage: Eukaryota; Metazoa; Arthropoda; Copepoda; Harpacticoida; Harpacticidae
Product: arginine/serine-rich protein PNISR-like
Exons: 2
Coding region: 213-2282 (689 amino acids)
Cellular component (GO): presynaptic active zone; nuclear speck
Molecular function (GO): RNA binding
Source: RefSeq, a predicted model, not a curated record
GUAUUGAGGAGUGGCAUGUGGAGCCUGUGGCCCAGGAACGCCCUAGGGUGCGUUGAAUUUCGUGGUCCCUGGGACCUCCUCCUAAGUCGAGUUGGGCGGACCCGGAACACAGUAUUGGUAUAUCAUUGAAGUCGCUCUUCAGGUAGUACAGCCGACUAAUUGGGCUGAGAUCGGAGAAUACUCACACAAACAAACAGAACUUACGGCCCAGUAUGUGGCAACCUAUGGGCGCUGGUGGAGCCGGAAAUGGAGGCCACGGGCCCAGUGGCCUACCUAAUCCGGACAUGGGUGGAGCCUGGCCCGCUCACCCGGCCGCCCAAGUCCCAGCCACAGCCGAAGCAGAUUGGAACGCGUGGAAUGGGGCGGCCUAUUAUCAGGCCCUACCCGCCCAUACCGUGGACUGGGCCUCUUUAGCUCAACGAUGGAUCGCUCUAAAAACUAAUGAGCCGGGUGCGCCGCCUCCGCCGGUUUUCCGGCCCGAAGUCCCUCCGCCCACAGCUCAACCCAUCUCUGUACCCACCCCUUCACCCAUGCCUCCCUUGCCGGCGGCCCCACCCCCUCCAGUAUUGUCGCAAGUGACCCCGCAUCUGAUCAGUGGUGGGGAGGCCAACAUGGAUCUCGAGGAGGCGGACGAACACGCCUAUCCGCCCGUGUUUUCGACGCAUGUGCCCGCCACUCCUUCGCGCACACCUGCGGUCAAAGAAUACCGAUCUGAAUCCAACCAUCGCCCACACCAUCAUGAACGGCGGUCAUCCUCGUCAUCCUCUUACAACCAUCAUCAUCAACCCCAUCUUCAACCACACCAUCACCAUCAACACCAGCACCAGCACCACCACCACCAGCCACACAAUCAUCACCAUCAACAACAACCGCAGAGUUCGCCAGGGGUGUGGCCAGAUGGAGCGAACUUGGAUGCAGCUGCGAGGAAAAAACUGCCCCCUUGGAUUCGAGAGGGUCUCGAAAAGAUGGAACGGGAAAAGCAAAAAAAGGAACAAACCGAACACCGGAUCAAGCAAAGAGCCGAACGAUUGAAGAAGCAGCGAGAACAGGCGGAACAAGAGUUAGCCCGAGACCCUACCAAGAGCAAAUUUGACGUCAUGAAUAGCGAGAGUGACGAUGACGAUGAUAGUAACGAAAAUGAGGACGAGAAGCUACUUGAAGCUCAAUUGCAAAAGGUGUCAGGUGCCAGUGGGAAAUUGAAAAAGUCCAGAUUCGGUCCCAAAGAAGACAUUGUGGCUCCCCGUGAAAGCGAAGAGGAGGUCCAGAAGUUGAGGCUAAAAGAAGAGAGGGAGAAGCAAGAACACGAAGACCACGCAGACCACGAGAAGGAAGAGGACGACGAAAUGCGCCAAAGACGACGCGAGAGACGAACACCCUCACCUCAAAUGUCGAAAGAGAGGAGCAAAGAGGAGAUCUUGGAAGAGAUGACUCUACUUCUCAAGCGGACGUUGACCGAGGUCCUAUUGGAUGUGACCGCUUCGGAAAUGCGGAUGGUGGCCAAAGAGGUGUUGGACAAAGAGACAAAUCUUCGAGCUAAGGAGAGGAAACCGUCGAAAAGCCUGAGCACACUUCUGGCGGGUUACGGAAGUGGAUCCUCAUCAGAUGCCUCUUCAAAUGAAGAUGCCAAACACGAUUCAGAUUCUGAUCUGGAAGAACGCAUUAAACGUCGAAAACGGAACUUUGAGAGGAAGGCCCGUGAAAUACAAAUGGAAUGUGAAGACCGAGAGCGCCAAUAUAAAGAGCGAGAGAAACGUUGGAUUGAGGGCAAUUCGGUGCCCGAAAAGCCCAAGUCCUCUUCGCCGUCACCAUCGCCCCCUCCGCCAAUAACCCCGAUCGUGCCUCAGAAUCCGCCUCCGCCUCGAAAUGGAAACUCGCUGUCGAAUCGAUCGCACAGCCACCGGGAUCGAGAUCGAAGGUCAAGGAGUAGCGAGAGGUCAGUCCGAAAGCGAUCCCCAAUGUCACCGAGCUUGUCAACGACAAGUAGCAGGAGUUCAAAGAAGAAGAAAAGAAAGCGAUCCAUAUCUCGGUCCCGAUCACGGUCACCAUCCCGAUCUCGGUCUCGGGAAAGGCGGUCGAGUCGUCAUUCACCUCCCGAAGAACGCCAUCAUCGACACCGUGAUCGAAAUGAACCGAGGUCAAGAAGGCGAUCGUCACGAGAUCGCUCCAGAGACCGCACGAAACGGUCUUCUCGGUCUCAUUCAAAAGAGCGAAGACGACGAGAUCGCUCAGGAAAGAGCAAAAAAAGCAAGUCUUCUCGGAGACGUUCGAGGUCGUCUUCGUGAAUCUUUAAUCCCA